Molecule: messenger RNA, 1787 nt
Organism: Pterocles gutturalis (yellow-throated sandgrouse)
Lineage: Eukaryota; Metazoa; Chordata; Aves; Pterocliformes; Pteroclidae
Gene: SORBS2
Product: sorbin and SH3 domain containing 2
Exons: 15
Coding region: 1-1470 (489 amino acids)
Biological process (GO): Notch signaling pathway
Cellular component (GO): dendrite; synapse; neuronal cell body
Molecular function (GO): protein binding
Source: RefSeq, a predicted model, not a curated record
AUGAAAGCAGCAGAGCCCUUGCAGACAGUUGACAGGCCGAAGGAUUGGUACAAGACAAUGUUCAAGCAAAUCCAUAUGGUUCAUAAGCCUGAUGACGACACAGACAUGUAUAAUACUGCAUAUGCAUACAGUACUGGUAGCUACAGUCCAUCCUUCUCUGCUCAGGCACACCCAGCUGCAAAGACGCAGACGUACAGACCAUUGUCUAAAAGCGCUUCUGACAGUAGCUCUGAUGCCUUUAAGGUCUCAUCCCCUUUGCCACCUCCACAUGUGCCACCUCCAGUACCACCACAUCGUCUGAGGGAAAGUUCUACACCAGAAAAAAAUGACUGGGAUCCCCCUGACAGAAAGGUAGAUACCCGGAAGUUCCGUUCUGAACCAAGAAGUAUUUUUGAGUAUGAGCCAGGAAAGUCAUCAAUCCUUGAACAUGAAAGACCGACUUCCUUAUAUCAUCACUAUUCAACAGACAGAGGCUUGGACAGGCCCUCUAGUUCUGCAAGUGACUACAGGAAAAGGAGGAAGUCGGAACCUGCUGUAAGUCAUCAGAGGGUGCACAGCGACCAGAAUGCAAACAGGCUGGGCCUGGGCCGUACAGAUAUGCAAGGCCCUUAUACCACCCUUAGAAAGCCUUUCACUAGCUCAUCUCCUUCUUCUCCAUCAAGAGCAAAAGACCAGGAGUCUCCUGGAAGCUAUUCUGCUUUCACUGACAUGGGACGAUGUACUCCAAGGGAGAGAAGAGGAACUACAGACAAAGAGAAACUGCCAGCUAGAGCUGUAUAUGACUUUAAAGCUCAGACUGCUAAAGAACUGUCCUUUAAGAAAGGAGAUACUGUCUAUAUCAUCAGGAAAAUUGAUCAAAACUGGUAUGAGGGUGAGCACCAUGGAAGAGUUGGAAUAUUCCCAAUUUCUUAUGUCGAGAAACUUUCCCCCCCAGAAAAAGCACAGCCUGCCAGACCACCUCCCCCUGCACAGAUUGGAGAGAUUGGAGAAGCUAUUGCCAAAUAUAAUUUCAGUGCAGACACAAAUGUGGAGUUAUCGCUUAGAAAGGGAGAUAGAGUAAUUCUUCUUAAGCGAGUUGAUCAAAACUGGUAUGAAGGUAAAAUACCAGGAACCAACAGACAAGGCAUCUUCCCUGUUUCCUAUGUAGAAGUCAUCAAAAAGAAUGUCUCAAAAAAUGUUGAUGACUACCCUGAUCCUCCGAUACCCCAAAGCUAUUCUAGUGACAGAAUACACCAUUUAAGUUCAUCUAAGCCACAGCGCCCUGUGCUUGCUCAUGAAAACAUACAAAGUGGGGGGGAACCGUUUCAGGCUCUAUAUAACUAUACUCCUAGGAACGAAGAUGAAUUGGAGCUCAGAGAGGGAGAUGUCAUUGAUGUGAUGGAAAAAUGUGAUGAUGGAUGGUUUGUGGGAACCUCAAGAAGAACCAAAUUCUUUGGUACUUUCCCUGGAAACUAUGUCAAGAGGCUGUGAUUUUUUUUUCCUACUUAUUUAUGCUGCAUCUCUGCAACACAUCUGCAUAAAGCUGCUAGAAAACAUGCUACUACGCUGGCCUUCUGUUUUCUCGCUUGCAGUCUCAAAUAGAGGCCAUCUAGUUCAUCCUCAUCCCAUCCCAUCCGCCAAACCGUGCCAGCAGUAUUACAGCAACGACCGGGACGUGAAUAACUGAGCUUUUCUGAAACAAGAGGAAUCGUUUCAACUUUUAAAUACUCCAUGCUUUAAAGUCUUUUCAUUUGAAACACAGUAGGAAAAGCCUGAUGACAGGUACACAAAUUGCCAUGGGGGGGAGU